UGCACGCACGCACUGUUUGAAAAGGGCCUUAAAAAUUUGAUUUAGUACAAUGGUGAAAAUCUUCGUUGGGAACCUGUCGCCAGACACCACAGCGGAUGAGAUUCGCUCGCUCUUCUCUCAGUAUGGGAAGAUCUCCGAAUGUGACAUCGUGAAAAACUUCGGCUUUGUGCACAUGGAUGACAAAGCGGAGGCAGAUGAAGCUAUCAGAAACCUUCACCAUUACGUGCUCAACGGUUUGGCAAUGAACGUGGAGAUGAGCAAAGGGAAACCCAAGACUUCUACAAAACUUCACGUAGGGAACAUCAGCAAUACCUGCACGAACCAAGAACUCAGGGCUAAAUUUGAAGAGUAUGGACCUGUGGUGGAGUGUGACAUCGUCAAAGAAUAUGCUUUUGUACACAUGGAGCGGGUUGAAGAUGCUAUGGAGGCCAUCAGUGGUCUGGACAACACGGCCUUCCAAGGCAAACUGAUGAGCGUGAAGCUUUCGACUAGCCGCCUGCGUACCGCGCCGGGAAUGGGAGAGAGAACGGGUUGUUAUCGGUGCGGGCAGGAAGGCCACUGGUCCAAAGAAUGCCCAUUGGACCAGAACGGCUCCUACCGAGAGGGCUCAGGCUCGGCAGGAUGUGGGCCCCUCAGGUUUGGUGGGGGUGGCGAUCGUGGCGGCCGGGGUUUUCACCGUGGCUUCAGUGGCGAGCAAGGCUACAGUGGAAGCUUUGUACCCUCGCAUGGCUUCACCAGGGGAGCAGGGUAUUGUGUCCCUGGGUAUGGAAGGGGUGCAGGUUUUGAGAGCGCAAUGAAUUACGGUUUGCCAGCGGGCUACGGGAUUGGCGCGGAUAAUAGCAUGGCCCCGGUGUACGGAAACGAGGCUGCCUAUGGGAGCAGUGGCAUGGGCUACGGGGGUUCGUUGCCUGCGUACCCGAUAAGGCGACCACCCUUUGAGGAACGAGAUCCGUACGGGGUGGUGGACUUCUACGAGAAGUAUCGGGCACGUCCGUACGGAACCAGUUAUUUCGAAGAUAGACACGCGGUUCCACCUCCUGUUCCUCCUCCCCCGUCUUCCUCUGCGAUCGCGAGGUCCUCCACUAACCUUGACCCAUAUGAGAGGCGUCCCCUCCCCCCUCCUCCAGCUCCCACAUCUUCAUACUAUGUCCGCGACCGAAGCCCAAUCCGGCGGGUUCCCAUAGAGGCGGAGGGAUACGCGUACGAUCGCGCGGCCCUCUCCCCUGUCACUUCGCUACCCACCAAUUCUGUAUAUGACGUACCGCGGGAUCCAUACGCCGAGCGAGCUCGCUAUGCUUACUAACCUAUAAACUGAACACAUUCAGGUGAGAUCUUUUUAGAAAUACAAAAGGUGAGAUCAAAAUUUGGUAAAGUACUAUGAUCCAUUGUGUCACUCAUCAUGAGCUGUAUUUAUGCCCUUAAAGUCCGUGUAAAGUCAUUUCAGAGAAUUGUUUCUAAACACAUUAUAGAUGUUAGAAAUGUAUUGCUGAUACACGUUACAAAGACUCUGAACUAUAUAGUACAGAAUUGUGGAGUUAAACAGUUUUUCCACAUUUCUCUGUUUAGGAUUAUUAGGGCGGGGCUUAAACUGUGGGUCGAUGAGGCCCUGGAGCCAGAGAGCAUGGCCCUGCCCUAAAACACAAUAGCGAGCAUCCACUUAGAUUUUGCUGGGUGGUUUUUAACACAUUUUUCUGUGGUGUGACAAACUGAGAACACCUUUUAAUAUCGGACUUUACGUGGACUUUAAAGUUACGGUUCUGCCCAGUGUAAACUUGAACCUCACAGAGGAUAUUUACAGGUCCCAUUUGUUCAAAAUGAUUAAUAGACACAUUCCCAGAAUAUGUUUAUUUACUUUUUUUAAGAUUAGCUAAAAACAAGAUCUUACUAUACAUUUUAUUAUUUAUAAAGGGUAUGUUAAUAAGUUUAACUGGCAACUUGGUGGUAUGGAUACUUUAACAGAAUGAAUAACUGACUGAUUAACACAUUUUUAUAAUAGAUUUUUCUCUUUGCAGGUGUUUCUUGGUUUCUCACUGAUCAUUUUAGAAGAACGAUGCAUUCAAUUUUGGCUGGAUUAAGGACAUUACAGACAGCCCAUGUCUUUACUAAAUUACUUUUGUUGUCUUAGCAAAUGUGUUGUAGCCCUGUGGUUUUAGGUGCAAAGAACUGUAAAUAUUUUUUACCAUCAUUAAUAGUUUAAAAGCAUAAAAAGAAUUAUGUUCUUUUUCUGUAGAAAUUAUCGCAAAUAGUAUUUUGGAUGCAGAUUGUGCCUGCAGUUGCUCUGGACAGUCCCAGUAUUGUCAAUAACACCUUUUCAAUUGACUUAAUCUUGAAUUGAACUCUUUUCUCCUAAGGAGAAUAUGCCAGAAUACUCUUAAAAAUGUACUGUAAAAUUCUUUCUGCGCAAACAUUUUAUCCAGAUUGCGACCCUUACCUUUAAAAUUUUGAAAUGGAAAAAUAACAAGAAUACCAAUUGUGAUGUUCAGGCUACAAAACUGAGGCGGAUGAUUUUUCAUUAUUCUACCUCGUUUGGCCUACUCUAAAAAUGAACAAUCUCAGAUCAAUUAUGGGGGCGGUUUCCCGGACAGGGGUUAGACUAGUCCUAGACUGAAAUAAAUGUAAGAGCUGUCCAAAAUGAAAACAACUUGCACUGACAUAUCUUAAAAUACAUCAGUGUCCUCAUUUUUUGCCUCAAAAUGCACACAAGUAAUGUUUUUAGUAAGGCAUGUUUGUUAAAACUAGUUAUAUUUCCUAAUUAAACUAAGGUCUAGUCCUGGCUUAAGCUAAUCUCUGUCCGGGAAACCAUCCCAUGGUGAAUUGUAAUAAACCAGUCCUUGUUUAAUUUGAUAAAAAAAAUCUGAAAAGAUGAUUUUGCAGUUUUACUUUGGAAAUUCAAUUCAUGUUCUAAAUGUGCUGUUAAAUUCUUAAUAAAAUAAUUCUUCCUAAA
Paramisgurnus dabryanus is the source of this 2944-nucleotide messenger RNA. It is a transcript of the gene rbm4.1, whose product is annotated as RNA binding motif protein 4.1. The record is from RefSeq and is a predicted model, not a curated record. Gene Ontology annotation, molecular function: mRNA binding; zinc ion binding. NCBI's taxonomy places the organism in Eukaryota, Metazoa, Chordata, Actinopteri, Cypriniformes, Cobitidae. Gene Ontology annotation, cellular component: nucleus.